AUGUCUCGCGUCUACGAUACGUCGUCGGAGAUCUACUCGCUGUAUUCGCACCCAAUGACCAGGGCGAGCUCAAUAACCCAGGAUUCGGAGCCGCUCACAACGCCUCCGGACGAGACAUUCCUGGGCCACAGAUACAAGGCAGGGGCUGCAGAUGGGAAGGCCGCCGCCUCGCACGACGCCGUGCACAUCCGUUCCGCUACGCCUGAAACACUGCGAUACCUGGCUCCCGAGCGACGGCUGGACGCUCUGCACGAGACGCCAGAGCACGAGGAGUCGCCGUACGGGCCGUACUUCUCCUUGCCGCGCGAUCCUACAAGCUCCGGCCCCAGCCCUGCAGGGCUCGCGCGCAAAAGGACGACCAAGGAGCUGAUCGGCCGGUUCGAGUCGAUGAGCGAGCGGUCGGAAGCGCGGACGGCGGUGUCCAGCGUGAGCACCAAGGUCGAGCAGCGGAGGGCGAGGCCGGGCGCGUACCCGGCGAUCGAGCAGAAGAAGGGCCGCUCGCCCAUCAGACAGUCGAUCCGCAACAUCCUGUCUGUGUUCAAGAAGAACAAGAGCGUGUGGAAGGAACAGGGCGGGGAGUCUGGCAUCGCGGAGGAGGCUGGGCGGCCACAGGUAGAACGCCAGCCCGCGUACGGCACGCCCACGCACACGGUGCCGCAGUUGAGCGCGUUAAAGGAGUCGAAAGACCUUAGCCAGUGUACGACGCCGCUCGAGCCCGGACACGCCCGCCGCUCUGGGCCUCUGCUCCACCUCUCCCACGACAUAUCGCCCUCCGUGCACCCGGUCUGGGCGAACUGCACGGCGACGCUGCACUCGACGCACCUCCUGCUGACAUGGCACACGCGCCGCGGGAACCCGUCGACGGAUAUCAUCUCGUUCAACGCGUGCUCGGACGUGCGCUCGAUGUCGCUAUCGGAGCUGGACGCGAAUGAGCGUGCGAUGCUGCCUGUGGACGCACGCGAGGCGAAGGUGUUCGAGCUCCUUUUUGAGGGGCGGCCGCGGGAGAAAUUCGCGGCGAAGAACGUGGGCGAGAGGGCGACAUGGGUCAGUGCAAUCUGGGAUGCCAUUCUGCUGGCACAGGAGCAGAGGACGGAAGCCGCGAGUAUCAGGACAUCGGAGAUUCUUCAGAGUUCCACGGUGACAGAAAGGAACAGCACAGCGCAAGGCCGCCCCGCCCUUGAUGCGUCUCGUAAUAGCAGCCAACUGACCGUCCAGACUGUCGAUAGCUCAGCCUCUCCGCGCGUGUCCAACCUCCGUGUGGAUCGUGCGCUUCCGGAGAUCCCCAAGACGCUUGGGCCACAGUCAUCAGCUCCUCGCCUGUCACUGCAAAUUCCUGGAUCUGCUAUACGGUCCACCCCUAGCCCCACCUCUGCUCUCUCACCUUUACCCAGGCCGCCGACGACCCCGACAAGACAAACGCCGACUACGCCAACACGCUCGCAGAGCCCUUCGAUCCUCAACCUCGACAAGAAGUCGAUGGUGAGGCAACGCCUUGCGCAGCUCGAGAGCACAAAUUCGCCCACCUCGCCCACACGCGCGUCCAUGCGGGAGGCAGGAUCGCCCAGCCCUCUGCGCGCGAACAGUGACCGCGCUCCUCGGAUGGGAAGCGAGAUGCGUCGGGACGGCUCGUCCUCCAGUGCGGGCGCGUCGUCGAUUCUGGACUCCUACGGGGCGCCGAGCAUGGCUUCUCCGCUGUCUGCGUACUCCGGCCGGCUGACGUCCAAUCCUCCGACGAGUAGUACGCCAACCCGAGACGUUGCGCCGUGGAGCGGGAGCGGCUCGGAGAAUUCGUCUGCGCUCCUGAAGCCGCCUGCCCAGGACGUCGUCGUCAUCUCUCCGGCCUCGAAGUACUCCACGGAUGACCAACCCGAAACGUCGGCGCUCUCUGCCAACGACGACACUAUGCGAGAGGAUAUGGAUAUUCCCAAUCAAGAGGUCCCGCAUGUCACUACCCGAAGGCCGAUCAUACGGCUAGACACAGAUGCCUCUUCUUUAGGGCCUCCGAUGAUCUGGCAGCCGCCUCCAGCUGUCGAACAUGGACCCCCGCCCAAUAGGGUGAAUUGCCACGUUGACAAGCCGGUGCUUCGAGUAGACACAGGCACUGGUGCAUGGAAGCCCACUCCGCAUCACGAACAGAAGGGGGCGCUCGAGACCGGUGAUCUGCGGCAGGUGCUGGAGGCCAUUGGCGGUUCUGUCAAGAAGCUGGAGGGACGUGCUGACAUGGAUACCGGAGCCAUGACGGACAUCCGAUCGAAGGUCAACGCUAUCCUCACAGAGAUACGCAGUCAGCCGGGCCCGUCAGAUGGGCCGGCGUCGGUAGACAUAUCCGCGGUGCUGCAGAAACUCGAGGAUCUGCGGUCAGAGUUGAGGAUCCCUGAGCAGUCGACAGUCUCGCGCUCGCCAAUUGGGCCUGUUCAUUCGGCUGUUUUCGACGCGAUACCUGUGCUGCACGAGAAGUUAGACAUACUGGUCGCGCUUUAUGAAGGGAAGCAGAGCGUUGAGACAACUGCCGACAACGACCAAGGGGCCGGGAGUCAGGGCCAACAUAUCGAAGAAGUCCUGACCUUGUUGCGAAGCGGACAGACGCAAUGGGCCGCACAGGCGGAGCAACAGACGGACAGCAUCCGAUAUCUAAAUGAACUAAACACCUGGCUCGAGGCGUUCGUCAACCAUGGCGUCUCUCAGAUCGAGAGCGUAACGGCGGGCGUGCAGCAACUAUGCAAGGAUCUCGGCCCUGUACCCGAAAUGCAGGAGCAGAACGAAGAAGGGGAUAGUCAGCGAGGGAGCAGCCUUCUGACACACAUCCGAAAGCUGCUCGUGGAAAUUAAGGGCAGGGAGGACAACUCCGUCGUGCUACAUGCUUCUGUAAACGGCCUCAUAGCCGCAGUGCAGGAGGAUUUAAAACAGAAUGCGGAGGCUCGUAAUACUCUUACGACCGAGUCAUUGGUCGGCCUGAUAGAUCGACAGAGGCAAGACCAUGAACGAAUGCUCCGAGCCCUCGGCACCGAGCUUUCCAAUGAAAUACGUGGAGAACGCCUGCGAUUUGUUGAGGCCAUGAAGGAAGCAACUGCGAUUAAUGUUCAAAUUCAUGUGGAAGAGUUCAAGAAAGAGCUCACUCGGGAGGUGCUCCUGAUGACUCAGGAGGUCGGGCGUCUUCAACGAGAGAGGCAAGGACUCGAGCAACAAAUUGCUGAUCUUUUCGCCUUCUACGCCAAACAGAAACAAUCCGGCGGUCUCUUUCCUACUACCAAGCAAAACAUGCGGCAAGGUCACCCCCUACCGCGCCCUCAACCGUCCUCCCAAGUUCCUGGUGGAUAUCCCGUGGCUGCACGACCAGCCACUGGUGGCCGCCGACCUCUUCCUAGUCCUGUUGUCACGUCCAGACCUGCAUCAUCAUUUGUAUAA
Molecule: messenger RNA, 3405 nt
Organism: Postia placenta MAD-698-R-SB12
Lineage: Eukaryota; Fungi; Basidiomycota; Agaricomycetes; Polyporales; Adustoporiaceae
Exons: 8
Coding region: 1-3405 (1134 amino acids)
Source: RefSeq, a predicted model, not a curated record